UCAUGCUUAAAUAAAGCUUCCAGGUGCAGCUAUCAUUAUGAGUGAGACCCAUGUAAAGUUAAAAGUCCUCCAGUUUUCUGUUGCAUUUCAAAUUGAAAGUGAUCGAAGAAGGACGCACCUCUGACUGUUUGACUCCCGCGCAAUAUGGCGUCGCAAACAGCAGAGACUACGGUGACAGAUUUAGGAAUCGAGGUGAUAAACAAAUCAAACGAUGGAGGUAGAAAUCCAGAAGUUAAAAAAUAUCGUCGCAAGAACAUUAUCCACUUGUGGGAAUUUUUGUUGGAGCUUCUCGCCAACGACAAUUUGUGUACGAUAAUCUGCUGGAGUAGGAAAGAGUUCAAAGAGUUUCAGCUUAAAAGACCCGAGGAAGUGGCAAGAAGAUGGGGUCUGCUAAGAAGAAGGAGGAAAGGAAUGAAUUAUGAGAAACUUAGUAGGGCUUUGCGAUUCUAUUAUGGUCAGGGAAUAAUUCAAAAGGUUCCCGGCCAGCGUUUUACGUACAAGUUCGACAAAUUACCAUACAGAUACGAUCCAGAAGUUUCACAAUCAUGGUAUCAAGAACGAAAGAAAAUAUCAUCUGAUAAAUCUACAUCCUGUUUAUCAGGACAAUCAUUACUCUCGUCUUCAUUUAAGCAGUCAACACUUGCGCGUGCCCAGAUCCCUUUGGGGAGUAGCAGCUCUCCAUCUCUCAUACCCAGUGCUGCUCGGUCGACAAAAGCAAGCCAAGUGACAACUCAACGACUUUCUCCCCAAAUAUGUAUUUCUUCAAAUCUGAGUAAAAUAACAUUGAAAGCUUCUGUUCCUUUACUCUUUCCAAAGCAAGAUCUUCUGAAUUUUCCAACUAAGUCUAUUCCUGUGUCAGUGAUUAAGCGAAUUGCCUCCAAUCCAUAGCCAAUAAAUAAACUGUUGAUUUUAUCAUUGGUUGCUUUUCUUGUGAUAUCUGAGACUCUCAACGAUCAACUGGAAGCUUUUCUAAAAGUUUCCACCAAAGGUAACAUACACAA
Pocillopora verrucosa is the source of this 1001-nucleotide messenger RNA. RefSeq lists its product as uncharacterized. NCBI's taxonomy places the organism in Eukaryota, Metazoa, Cnidaria, Anthozoa, Scleractinia, Pocilloporidae. Gene Ontology annotation, molecular function: DNA-binding transcription factor activity, RNA polymerase II-specific; sequence-specific DNA binding. Gene Ontology annotation, cellular component: nucleus. Gene Ontology annotation, biological process: cell differentiation; regulation of transcription by RNA polymerase II. The record is from RefSeq and is a predicted model, not a curated record.